This is a messenger RNA of Cryphonectria parasitica EP155, 1198 nucleotides long. RefSeq lists its product as uncharacterized. The record is from RefSeq and is a predicted model, not a curated record. NCBI's taxonomy places the organism in Eukaryota, Fungi, Ascomycota, Sordariomycetes, Diaporthales, Cryphonectriaceae. The transcript is spliced from 2 exons. Bases 1 to 900 code for a protein of 299 amino acids.
AUGAGAUACUCCUCUGCGCUCACCGCCAUGUGCCUCGCCUCCAGUGCGUGGAGUGCCGCCAUCAACAAGCCUCGCCAAGACACUGUCAUCAGUACUAUCAGCACCGCCAUCGCUUCGGUAGAAGGACUUGUGACAGGGUUCUCAGAUGCUUUCAACGGAUUGGUUUCUGCCGUUGGGAACACUGUCAAUGACCAGACCACGGCAGUCGAGACAGCCCAAGCAGUCUUCAGCGGCAACAUUGGCGCGCUCAUCAACGGUCUCAACGGCGCAGCGGCGGCCAUCUCCUCGGCGACCCUCAAAGCCGGGGGCAACACCGCCGCGGCGAUUGCGGGCUUCACCCAGGCCGAGGUCGAUCAGCUCAACUCUGACCUGUCGACCGUGCAGAGCGCCCUCUCCGGCAUUAGUAUAAAUGUCGUGUCUGUCGGCCUUAUCGAGUCCCAGCUCGGCGCGGCGUACCAGUCCGAACUCCAGGCCCUGGGCAACUCCAUCAUCACCCUAACCACCCCUCUUCUGACGUUCAGCCAGAGCGCCACCAGCGCCCUGCUCAACAACCCCGUUAUCUCGGUCACCGCCCUGCAGAAUACCAUCAACAGCUUGUCCACCGUGGUCAACCGCUUCACGUCGUCUCUCGGCCUGGGCAGCGUCUUCCAGACUGUCGGCGGUGUCGUGGGCACCGUGGCAGGGGCUGCUGGCUCGACGGUGGGCACUGUUGGGUCUACGGUUGGGUCGACCCUCGGAUCGACGGUGGGAGCUGGCCAGGCUGUGGGAUCUGGAGUAGGAUCAACCGUUGGGACUGUCGGAUCUGGAGUGGGAUCGACCGUUGGAACCGUCGGAUCUGGAGUGACAGCUGGUGUUGGGGCCAUCGGUUCAGGCGUCGGCGGUCUUCUUGGGGGCCUUUAAAUUUCUUUUUCUCUCGUUUCUUUUCUCUCCGUUUAUUCUCUUGACGACGAGACGAUGAUGGCUUAACAACAUUCGUUUGGUGAAGUUGGAGGGAUGUCUGGUACGAAUCAACAUGGAUGGGAUGGGUUGGGUACUUACUCUUCUCUUCGGCAUGGCACAACUUGCCAGGCCGUUCCAGUUGCGCCCAUGCGCUUAACCGCCUGGCGCGCAACAUUUUGAAAUGAGCAGGAACGAAUGCUUUGGAAAGGAGAUGCAAGCAGGCAGGUAGAAAGAAAUAUCAUAAAUGUUCAACACUACC